Rotaria sordida is the source of this 4680-nucleotide messenger RNA. Lineage: Eukaryota; Metazoa; Rotifera; Eurotatoria; Philodinida; Philodinidae. The record is from the annotation of a GenBank genome assembly.
AUGUUUACAAAUGAGCAACAGUUACAAGCAUCUCUAACAAAAAAGUUAGCCGAUAAUCAAGCGAUAGAUCGAUCCAUUUUUUCCAAACGAUAUGCAUUAUCUUCCAAUGUGGCCAACGCUGAAUUAUCCGAUGAUGGAAAUAGCAAAGAAAUGCAACUACCAGAAUUGUCCCAUUUUAUCAUUCAAUCGCUAACAUCGAUACUCAUAAUUCUGAUCAAAUCAGCUGAAAAGAACGAUCCAACAAUCGUUCAUCAAAUUUUAACUCUAACCAGUCAAUUAUGUGAACAAAUUCCAGCAAAAUGUUUAUCGACCGGUGACAAUCUUUUGUCCGCAUCAUUGAAACCGUUGACAGAUUAUAUUUAUGACUUAUCCUUUUCAAAGGAUUCGACCGUAGCAAAAAAAGCUAUAAAAAUUCGAUUGGGCUUUUCAAUUUCACAAGCAUCGUUCAAACAUAUUUUACCUCUGUUGACUAAUCUCAUAUUCAUUACAGACGAUGUUUACGAUGUUCAAGGUCUAUUCAUACGAUGGAAUGAUGAUCUUACGGUAGCACUCGAUGAUUGGGAAAAACAACAGUCAACCGAUUCAACAGAAACUGAUGAAGAUGAUACUCAACCUGAACCUGAACCUGAACCUGAAUCAGAUUCAGAAUCAAAAUCGAAGUCUGAUCAUGAUGUUGAACAGGAAAAGGACAAGGACACAACAUUGAAUCAAACAGCAGCAGCUUCGGUACGAUUAACUGGCACCAACGAAACCCCAUUCGGUAUCUAUGAAACAAUCGCUGGCGGUAACAGUAGUUCAUCAACAUCUGGUUAUGGCACUGGUAAUUAUCCUUCCAAUGAGAACCCUUCAAACGUAUUCGAUGACUAUGUUUCAACUAAAUAUUUGAAUUUUGGUAAUUGCGGUUCCCAUGAUGCCGGUCUGAGAACAGGUCUCUACUUUAUACUCAAACGAGGCCCGUCAAUAGUGACAGGCCUAAGAUUUUACACAGCUAACGAUUGUCCAGAUCGUGAUCCAUUAACCGUCACGUUAGAAGGAAGUAAUGAACCCGGCGAAUUGCUCCAUCUUGGCUCUAGCUGGAAUCUUAUCUACAAGGGUCCAAGUGGUCUAGAAAAUGAUCCAGACAGACAGAGUCGCGGAGUAAAACAAUCGUUUUCAAAUUCCACGCCCUAUGCAAGCUAUCGACUUUUGAUUACUGAAAAACGUGACUACGGAGAUGCGGUUCAAUAUUCUAAAUUUCAGCUAUACGGCUACCAACAACGAGCGUCCAAUGAAAUCUGCCUAAGUUCAUUGGACUAUUUGAAAUCGAUUGAAGCAUUUCCAAAUGAACAACUGAUCAAUUUGGAUGAUCGACACUUUUCUGGACAAUUUAUUUCAUCAAUCAUUUUGGCACAUAUCGAUAUUGAUAAUGAAUUUAAUUCCAAAAAGCAAUUUCAAAGUGGUUCACUCGAUGGUUCAAUGUCAUUCGAAUUUCAUCCGGAUACGUUCAAACAAUUGUUUCGUAUUAUCGAACAAUUGGCAGCAACAAUAACGCAAGACUCGAGUACAGCUGUCAUUCAUAUGUUGACCGUGUGUUUAAGAUUGUUUACAACACAUUUGAAAUUUUUGUGUGCUGUAAAAUCAACUCUUGACAAAGAUCUAUUCGGAACAAACGAUGAACUGAGAAAAACUAUUCAAACUUCUUCCACCGAAUCAAAUACCAACAUCGAUCUAUCGAAAUUUGCAACGCCCGAUGAUUUAGAAAAAUGGUUUGAAGUACUAUUGAAAUUGGCCUGUGGUGAUAAUGAUGAAAAAUCGGACUAUAAAGCUAUACGAGUUAUCAUUGAAAUCGAAACGAAUACUGAUGAUUCGGAUGAUACAUCAUUCCCGUAUCUCAUUCAAUAUUCACAAACGAAUGAAACUGAAUGGGCCAAUGCGGAUAAAUUACGAAUUGAAGUCGCUGUUCCACCACCGACGCUACUCUCGUUGCCGAAUGUGAUUAAUUCGAAUGAAGAUAUACAUUCACUUUUGGAUACAUUGGGUUAUUUCAUACAAAUCGAUACAUCGACAACAGAGUCUCAACCAUUAUUACAAAUAAAACGUCGUUCCGUUGCUGUUCUAUGUGAAAUAUUGAAUGAGAAGAAAAUUGUCGAAAUUUUUAUGCAAAAACCGUACGCAUCUACCAUUGCCAAACUAUCGAUACCUGAAAAGAAUCGUACACCACCAAGCGAUUUACGUCUAUUCAAUAGACAACAUUUGGAACAGUACUGUUUAAGUUUAGAUAACUGUAAACGAUCGAAACAAAUCGUUGAGGAUAGUGAUACGGAAAAAGAAAUCAUCAAUGAUGAAGUUGAUGAUUCAUUUUCGAUCUGGAACCGGAUUCCAAUCGAUUGUGAGCAACUGAUUGUUGAAGCUCUAACAACAAAUUCGAUGAUUUACAACGGAUGGAAACCGUAUACAUCAAAAGAAGAUAUUGAACUAUACAAACAAGGUCGGAUUGGAGGAAGUGAUGAAUUAUCAAUUAUGCCAAUGCCACGAUCUAUUUCUGACUCGAGUGUAUUUGAAGAAUCGGGCAAUAAACAUAAAUUCAAAGGACGAAUUACACCGACCAGCGGGAAUACACACGUAUCAUUUCCAACUUUUAUUGUCGAUAAUAUUCGUUUGACCGAAGGUAACUGGUAUUAUUGUAUCAAAUUUCGAACUGCUGCUCUUGCACAAGUUGGUUGGGCAACGACUGGAUUCAUGCCCGCUGGUGACAGUGGUCGAGGAGUUGGUGAUGACAAAUAUUCAUGGUCAUAUGAUGGAUCACGAGGUACUCUUUACCAUCAGACAGAGUAUAGAAAUUUUACAUCGGAUGACAUUCGCUGGAAAGACGACGAUGUUUGCGGCUGCGCAAUUGAAAUCGACGGCGAAAAUACCAAAAUAAAAUACUGGUUAAAUGGAAGAUUUCUUGGUACAGCUUUUGAACAUCAGUGUAACAUCGGGACAACAACAACGAAGUGUAAUCUGUUACCGAACGGACGAGGUACAACCUAUUUUCCAGCUAUCAGCUCCCAAGCAACGUACAACGCGGCGGAUUAUGAGCUUAUAUUCAGUCCAGAAGACAUGACCGAAUGUCCACUACCGAAAGGCUAUAAGCCGUUAAUGAUGCCGAAAUUGAUCAAUAUUGAAAAUUCAAUUGUAGCUUAUCCUUACAGUGCUUAUUUGGUUGGCAACAAUGUUCAAGAUUAUUUUACUACGGUACGUAGAACUACGGCUUCAACUUCUGUUCUACGUGAUUUUGUCAAUGAACAACAUCUUCAAGCGACAUUUACCGUUGAAGACCAUCAGCUCAGAUUACCUGAAAAUAGUGAUGGUUUUCCAUUUUCUCUAGAUAAUUAUUCAACAUCGUUGACGAUUAGUUUCGAUUUUGAGGUUCAAACAGAAACUGAAAAUGAUAUUCUUUUAUGUACAUUGGGUACACCGGAAAUGUUUUCCGUACGAAUACCACUGAAUGGUGCUCUAGAUGAACGAAUGAAAUCAUCCAAACAUUCCUUGGAACCACUGGUUGCACCACCGUUUUCACUCAUUGUAUCGAGCUUAAUAGCAAUCGGAUACAAUGUAACUUGGAUCGAAUCUGUUAUGAAACAGUACAAAACUGAAAAUAUUCAAUUGAUUGAUACAUGGAUACGUGAAACGAAAGAAGAAUUACAGAAGAAAGAUCUUGAAGAUCGACGACAGCAUUAUUUUACAAUUCUAUCAAGAUUGAGUCCGUCGAUCGAUCGGGAAAAGAUACAAGAUUUGCUCACGUUUUCAAAAUUCGAUACCGACGAAGAAAUUGCCGCUGCUGGUGAGCUCAUAAUAGCUCAUUGGAAAAAUUUACAAACGUUCAAAUCUUCAGGCAAUGAUAAAGCGGCACCUUCAGGCAACGCAAACUGGUAUCAUCAAACCGUUGCAGCGGAUCAAACAUAUCAAUCCAAAGUAUUCAUUCUCCAUCUAUUUGUGACUUUAAUUCAAACAAGCAAAACUUUUCACUUGAGUGAACAAAUUCAAAAUUUCCUAUUUCAACUAUUUAUUGAAUUAUCAUCUAGUGAAACAAUGACUGUUAGUCGACCGAUAAUGAGUUCAGCCGGUGAGACCUAUGAACUUGUACCGGGUGGUAGCGAAAUUCCGAUUACGGCUAACAACUUUCAAGAAUAUUGUACACGUUAUCGCGAAUAUCGUCUGAAUGAAUUUAGUCGACAGAUUGAAUUCAUUCGUCAAGGCCUGUACAGUGUUGUUCCAGGCUACUACUUGAAUCUAUUUACCGCCAGUGAACUUGAAGAGAGUGUUUGUGGAAAAGGUGAAAUCGAUAUUGAAAUAUUGAAACGGAAUACUAACUAUGGUGGUAAUUUAAAUGAAAAUUCGCCACAUAUUCAACGAUUCUGGAAUGUUCUUAGUGAAAUGUUCAAUGAAGAACAGAAAAAACAGUUCUUGAUAUUUGUUUGGGGAAGAAGUACAUUGCCAGUACAAGACGAAGAUUUCACAAUGAAAUUUGGUAUUAGCGAAUAUUAUCUGUCCAGUAAUGAAGUAGAUAAAGCACUUCCACGAUCUCACACAUGCUUUUUUACCAUCGAUCUACCUGAAUAUUCAACAACUGAAAUCAUGUACGAACGUUUGAACUAUGCCAUUAUGAAUUGUUCAAGUAUUGACGGCGAUGGUAAUAUGAACGAAAUGCCGGAAUAA